Messenger RNA from Trypanosoma grayi, 1929 nucleotides. Its product is annotated as heat shock protein 70. NCBI's taxonomy places the organism in Eukaryota, Euglenozoa, Kinetoplastea, Trypanosomatida, Trypanosomatidae. The record is from RefSeq and is a predicted model, not a curated record. Gene Ontology annotation, cellular component: cytoplasm. Gene Ontology annotation, biological process: cellular response to unfolded protein; protein refolding. The transcript has a single exon. Gene Ontology annotation, molecular function: ATP binding; misfolded protein binding; heat shock protein binding. Bases 1 to 1929 code for a protein of 642 amino acids.
AUGGAGGAGUUUGACGGCGCCAUUGGCAUCGACCUCGGCACGACGUACUCGUGUGUGGCGGUGUUCCGCAACGACGCGGUGGAGGUGGUGCCGAACGACCAGGGCAACCGCACGACGCCGUCCUGCGUCGCGUUCCACAACGGCGACGUGCUCGUUGGCGACGCGGCGAAACAUUUGGCCUCGCGUGGUGUGAAGGGUGUUGUGUACGACGCGAAACGCAUGAUCGGCUGCCGCUUCGGCGACAAGGCCGUCCGCGACGAUGCGAAGCGGUGGCCCUUCGCUAUCGAGGCGGGGGAGAACGACAGCGUGCUGAUCUGCGUCGAGCACAAGGGCGAGACACUGCGGCUGGAGCCGGAACAGAUCUCCGCGCGGGUGCUCGCGUACCUCAAGGGGUGUGCGGAGCGCUACCUCGGCCGGGCGGUGGGGCGGGCCGUCAUCACGGUGCCCGCGUACUUCAACGACGCCCAGCGGGAGCGCACAAAGGCGGCUGCACGCAUUGCGGGGCUAGAGGUGCUGCGCAUCAUCAAUGAGCCGACGGCGGCGGCGCUGUGCUACGGUCUCGGCAUCGGCUCAGGCGCAGGUGCGCAGGGCACCGAAAAGCCGGUCAACGUGUUGGUAUUCGACUUCGGCGGUGGUACCUUCGAUGUGUCGAUCAUCACCAUCGACAACGGCUCCUUUGCUGUGCGGUCAACAGCAGGCGACACGCACCUCGGCGGACAGGACGUUGAUGCGGAGCUGCUGCGGCAUGUGCUUGCAGACCUCAAGAGCCGCCACGGUGUGGACGCGACGGCGCAGCCGCGGACGCUUGCCAAGCUGUUGGCGCGCUGCGAACAGGCAAAGCGUGUUUUGUCGCACACCGCGACUGAGGAACUCGUACUUGACGGUAUUUUGCCAGACGGGGAGGAGUACACGCUCGGCCUGACGCGGGCUAAGCUGGAGGAGCUCUGCGCCAAGGUGUUUGCCCGCUGCAUGAGCGUCGUGCAGAAGGCGAUCAAGGACGCGGCGAUGACGGUGGACGACAUCGGCGACGUCAUCCUUGUUGGUGGCAGCUCCCGCUUCCCCGCCCUCCACGCCAUGCUGCAGGAGAUGUUCAGGGGUAAGCGGCUCUGCAGCUCCGUCCACCCCGACGAGGCGGUGGCGAUCGGUGCGGCCGUGCAGGCGAGCAUUCUCGGCGCGUCGCCCGAGCAGCAGUCGGCGAAGACGGCGGACGUCGUGCUGAUGGACGUCGUGCCGCUCUCCAUCGGCGUAGAGGUGGACGACGGCAAGUUCGACGUCAUCAUCCGCCGCAACACGACCAUCCCGUACCGCGCGACGAAGGAGUACAGCACCGUCGAGGACGACCAGGAGGAGGUGGAGGUGCAGGUCUUCGAGGGCGAGCGGCCGCUCACACGCCACAACCACAAGCUCGGCGCCUUUGUCCUUGACGGCAUCACGCGGGCGAAGCGCGGCGAGCCGACCAUCACAGUGACGUUCAGCGUUGACGCCGACGGCAUCCUCACCAUCACCGCCAGCGAGGAGCUCGCCAGCGUGAUGAAGACACUCGUUGUCGAGAACGCCGACCGCCUCAGCGCGGAGGCGGUGCAAAGGAUGAUCGAAGUCGCGCAGAAGCUGUCGGCGAGCGACGCGGUGGCUGCCGCCGUCACAGACGCCGCCGCGCGCCUCACACGCGGCUUCGCGGAGCUCGAUGCGGCGCUCGCUGCGACACCGCCUCCGCACACAGCGGAGCUGCAGCGCCGCGUCGCGUUCCUUGCGCACGGCAAGGCAUGGCUCNCAGCUGCCCAAGUACACAGAUGUGCGGGAGGUGGAGAAGAAGGCGGAAAAAAUCAUGAGACUUGUGCAGAAGGCCAUGAAGACGCUGCGGCGGGAGGCGCGGGCGAGUUGCGAUGCCGACCGUACAGAAGACAACAGAGAAGCCGACGACGAUGGUGA